AUUUUACUCUUUUUUAUAUCAGCAAACAAUUGAAGAAGCCACUAAUCAAUUAACUGUUUUUUAAUUCUUCAAAGUCCGCUUCUUUGCUUCCUACCCCAAAAACCCUAGCAUAAACCCCCAAUCUUCUUCUCAAUUCACAUUUCCGGCGAUAAACGAAUCCGUGAGAAUGGCGUUUAGGUCAAGAGAGAUGAUGAAGAAGCUCGUGAAGAAAAUCGGCGGCGAACAGAAUCUAGCUCCGGGAGUGAAAGAUCAGCUGAAAAAAUGGGUGCCGGAUCGCAAAAUCGUUAUGGGCCGAGCUAACCGCGGGAUUUUCGCCGGCCGCCACAUCCAAUUCGGCAAUCGCGUCAGUGAAAAAGGAGGCAACAAGACAAAGAGGUCUUGGAAACCCAAUGUGCAGGAGAAGCGGCUCUUUAGCUACAUUCUGGAUCGUCAAAUCCGUGUCAAGGUGACUACUCACGCGCUGCGCUGCAUAGACAAGGCAGGCGGAAUCGACGAGUACUUGCUCAAGACACCCUACCACAAGAUGGACACGGAAAUGGGUCUCUUUUGGAAAACUAAGAUCGAGAAGAUGUAUCAAGACCUUGGAGGGAAGCAGGUCGUUUUCUUUGCUCCUGAGGACGAGGCCAACUUCGAAGAGAAAUUCAACGAGCUAAGACUAGAACAGAAGGCCGAGCGUAGAGACGCCAGGAGAAAGAUUGAUGGUUCGGCCUCCAAGCAAGAGGCAACGGAGGAUGGAACAGACGGGGCGGAAGCCAGUGAACCAGCAACUUCAAGAAAUGAAGACGGGAGCUCUCACACCGACAUCCACGAACCAUUGGUAGCCAAUGCUUAGAGAUGACUCGCGUCUGCACGUGGGCGGUCUUUGGCUCGUCCUCUCGCAUUUCCACCGGAGAUGCCCACUGCAUCUUGUAAUCUUGGCAAGAAUUACAGUUUUGUUGCCUUGGUUGGUACGUUAUUAUAAUGACUAUACAAGUGCUCCACUUUUUGGGAUGUAUGUUCAAAUUCUGCUGCCAAAUAGCUGUUGACUGACAAGAAGUAGAUUUUCUGGUAUCUUACAAUAAUAGAUUUAUGUGUUUUUAA
Messenger RNA from Salvia miltiorrhiza (redroot sage), 1080 nucleotides. RefSeq names its product 54S ribosomal protein L24, mitochondrial. Bases 167 to 832 code for a protein of 221 amino acids. NCBI's taxonomy places the organism in Eukaryota, Viridiplantae, Streptophyta, Magnoliopsida, Lamiales, Lamiaceae. Gene Ontology annotation, cellular component: mitochondrial large ribosomal subunit. The transcript is spliced from 2 exons. The record is from RefSeq and is a predicted model, not a curated record. Gene Ontology annotation, molecular function: structural constituent of ribosome.